Messenger RNA from Soboliphyme baturini, 561 nucleotides. NCBI's taxonomy places the organism in Eukaryota, Metazoa, Nematoda, Enoplea, Dioctophymatida, Soboliphymatidae. The record is from the annotation of a GenBank genome assembly.
AUGGUUUCACCAACGUGCUGUUUGCUUUUGAAAUCCAAUGAAGAUGCCGACGCGUUCGUCAGUCGUAUGAGUCAAAUGGAAAGAAGUAUGCUAUACGAUGCUCUUAAGAGGCGCUUCGAACAUAGUCCUGUCACUCAUCUCGAAUGUACAAGCAUGUCGACUGCCCAGAUGAGGUCUCUCUUCUUUUAUAAUGUGUUUCCCUUCAUUGGAUUUGGUUUUCUGGAUAAUUUCAUCAUGAUCUUGUCUGGUGAAUACAUCGACAUGUCUUUGGGAAUAUUGUUCAACAUUUCCACAAUGGCCGCUGCCGGAAUGGGGAAUCUCCUCUCUGAUGUCAGUGGCAUUGGCUUCGCUUACUAUAUUGAGAAUAUUGCUUCCCGGUAUGGUCUUUCUCUACCAUCUCUCUCUGAAGCUCAAUGGAAAAGUGCCAGAGUCCAGUUCAUGACAAACCUUGGUAGAGCACUUGGCUUAACAAUCGGAUGCAUUAUUGGAAUGCUUCCGUUGUUUUUCUUUGAUGAACAGAAAAAACUAACUUUAAAAAUGAAACGUCUGAAACCUUCAUGA